UUUGCAUUUUAGCUUCAAAGUCCUAUUGUUGAAAAGAUGGUGGAUAUGUUGAAGACCCUGGAGAGCAGUUAUCAUCCAGCAGUCAAGACUCUAUCUGACAGUGUGUCUAAAGCGCUUGAGGAAGCCACGGAAAUCCACCUUUUUCUACAACCACUGAAAGUGCUGCUCUCUCAGCUGGAAGAGAAAAAUUUUCUACACCUGGAAACGUACACCCCAGCACUUUUUCACACACUCUUCCUCAUCUGGACUAACUGCCCAUCUUAUCAAAAACCAGCUCGCAUUGUGCUUUUACUACAAGAGGUUUGCAACCUGUUCAUCGAACAGGGUUGUGCAUAUCUGUCAGAAGACCUCCUUCUCAAAGAGGAUCUAGAGGAAAGUCUGCACAAGGUAAGAAGGGUAAUGAAAGUCUUCGGCUGCUUCGAGAAAAACUACCUCAACCAGAGGGAGAAACUGGCCAACCAAGUCAAACAUACGCCCUGGAAUUUUCCAUUUGGCUUGAUCUUUUCCCGUUUUAACCAAUUCUCAAAUCGUCUGCUACAGCUGGAGAAUGUGCUUGAAAUCUUUUUAGAGUACCGGAAGAUGGAAAAACUAGAAUUUGGUGGAAUUACUGGGCAUCACUACGGUGAAUGUGUUGCUAAGAUUUACAAAGAUUUCAGUAACCACUGCCAGGAGCUUAUGCACAGUCAAAACAACCCACUUGACAUCAGCUCACAGGUGUUUGAAAGCCAGUACACAGAAUUCAAAAAAAUGGUUGCAGAUGUAGAAUGCCGGUUGUCCAGCGAGCUGUGUUUGGCCUUUCAGGAUUGCUCAAGUCUAGAAUCAGCUUUAAAACUUGUAAUGAUGGUUGCAUCCUUUCUGGAGCGAAGUGAAAUCAGACAAAAGUGCAAGCCCAUCUUCUCUCAGCUACAGCGCUAUUUCAGAGUAAAGCUGGAAAGCUGCAAAUUUCUGUUCGAAUCAUUUAAGAACCAGGAGAAAAGUCCUCCAAUCAAGAACAUGGCAUACACAUCUGGAGCUUUAAAGUGGCUAAAGAUGCUAAGACAACGCAUCCAGACACCAUGGGAAUACUUAAGACGCCACUUAGUUUCAGUGGAGGAGGAGAUGAUAAAGGAGUACCAAAAAUACUUAAGGAUGAUAAGUCUCCUCAAACAGCAUGAGGAGAUCAUUUACUCUGACUGGUGCAAUGGUUUGGAAGAGGCAUACCUGAUCCAUCUAAGCAAGCCUCUGAUUUUAAGAAAUUCUUCUACUGGCCUGAUCUCAGUCAACUUUAACAUAAAGCUGACUGAAGUCGUGAAAGAUGUGAAGUAUAUCCAGGCGCACGGUCACAUCAACAUUCCUCCAGCUGCUGUGACUUUUUAUGAAAAGCGUGACAUGUUCACAGAGUAUUCCAGGAGUUUGCAGGUGUUGGUGGAAUGUUAUAACACGCUCAAGCUGACGAUGUUAAAAGUGGAGCUUCCGCUAAUCAAGGCAGAGCUGGACGCCAUAGACUCGCUGCUGACAAAAGCAGAAACCAGUUUGACAUGGCAGGAUCAGGAUUCCUGGGGUUUCAUCAGAACCACCAAGGACCUUGUCCAAGAUCUCUCAUCUCGAAUCAGCCGCGCAAAGGAAAACUUUGAGGUCAUUAAGUCAUUGACGAAGAAAUGGAGCAAACAGACAAUGUUCUGCAGAGAAGACACCCGGAAAGGCUUACCAAUGCCACUAGAUGACAGGGCAAACAAUGUCAGCAAGAAGUACAUCUCUAUGAAGCAUGAUGGAGACCUUAUACACGAGAAAAUCCAGGAGAACGUGGUCCUGUUCCAUGCUGAUCCUGUUUCAAGAGAAUGGCAGUCUUACCUGGAAUAUGUUGAUGAAAUGAUAGCAGAGGGGCUUUUCAAACACAUCCACCACAGUCUUCAGUUUUUUGUGGAAAACAUGUCAACAAGACCAAACCAGGUUCCUCUUUUUGCCAUUCAGUUGGUGCUGAACAGUUCAGGAAAGACCUUCUGUCCUCCAGUGGAGCAAGGCAAAGCAGAUGGAUUCCAUGAGCUGAUAGAAAGACUUCUCCAAGAUCUUUUCAAAACAUCUGGAAGUAUCAGGAGAGUAGCUGCUCAUCUCAGCAUGGAAAGCUAUGAGGAUUUAAUGAAUGGCAUACCAGAAUUGUUGGACUUGAGAAAGGAAAUCAUGGAGCUAGUAGACAGCUCUUUAAAAAAAGCGGACAAGUACCAGCAAAAGUUUGACUGCUACACUCCAUUGUGGAAAAAUGACAAGAAAAACUUUCUUAGUCAAUUUCUCCAUUCUGGAGAUGCACUAACAACUGGAGAGGUGGAUGUUUACGGAACAGAUGAGCCUUCUGGGAGCCUUCCUACAAUCGGUAGCUUCAAGGAACAGAUUGACUAUUAUGAGACUCUGAAUGCUGAAGUUUCUGAGUUGGAAGACUUUGUAGUGUUUGAUGGGUGGCUGCGGGUGGACAUCAAGUUCUUUAAAGCUGGGCUUCUGAACACUGUUAACAGAUUGAGUUGGCUUUUUAAGGACUACCUCUUGACAUAUUUGACUAACAGUUUUGAUGAGCUGCGGAAAUUCCUCCGUGCCACUGCUGAUGGCCUCAGGCAUUCUUUGACUGAAGGAGAUCACAAAGGCUUCGUGGAAGUUAUGAAACACCUGCUGGCAGUCAGAGACAAAACAAGCACCACCGACAAGAUGUUUGCUCCACUCAGGGACAUAAUAAGUCUGUUAGAGAGCUAUGGAGUAACAAUUCCAGAGGUGUUUUACUCACAAAUGGAGGAACUUCCUGAAAUGUGGAAUGAGACUAAAAAACUGACCUUAAAAGUGUCACAAGAGGUGGCUCCCAAGCAGAGUGCGGAAGUCCUCAUUUUGCGAAGACAGUGCAUGGAUUUUGAGAUAAAACUCAGUGAAUUUCGGAAGAAGUUCCAAAUAGUAGCGCCCUUCAGUUACAAUGCCACCAGCCCCCACAAUUGUCUGGAGAAAUCUGAAAAAGAAAUUUUGGAUAUGGAGAGGGAAAAAGCACAGUUACAAGAGUCCUCAAAUCUGCUUGAUGUUACUAUUUCGGACUUCAGAGACAUCAAACAAUGCAGACGAGAGAUCACUAUCCUGAGAGAUUUGUGGGACAAAGUGCUGUUUUUCCAGGAACGAGUGAACACCUGGUCAAUAAUCAAAUGGAGGCAGAUAAAUGUGGACCAGAUAGAUGCUGAAGUUAGGAAAUUUGCCAGGGAUUUACAGAAACUUGAUAAAGACGCUCGCGCUUGGGAUGUGUACACUGGAUUAGAACUUCAUGUAAGGAACAUGCAGACAUUACUGCGAGUUGUGAGUCAACUGCAAAACCUGGCAGUCCGAGAGCGCCAUUGGGUGCAGCUAACUCCAGAAUUGAAGAUAAGCUUCAAUGUGACCGACAGCACCACCUUGGGGGAGCUUUUGGCUUUGAAGCUUCAUAUGUUUGAAGAGGAAAUUUGCAAAGUUGUUGAACAGGCAGUCAAAGAGAUGGCUAUUGAGAAGAUUGUUACAGAAAUAGGUCAAACAUGGGCCUCAAAAGAGCUCUUGUAUGAAGAACAUGAUCAAAACUCAAUACCUUUAUUGAAAUGUGAUGAAGAACUCAUUGAAAUGCUGGAGGACCACCAGGUUCGACUCCAAACUGUGGUUCAAAGCAAGCAUGUAGAUAAUUUUGUGGUCCAGGUACGGGAACUACAAAACCAGUUGAGUGUGGCAGAGUCCGUGUUGAUUAUCUGGAUGGAGGUCCAAAAAACGUGGGCUUACCUUGAGAGUAUCUUCAAAAGCUGUGAUGACAUUUGUCAGCAUCUGCCUGCAGAUUUGCAGAGAUUCCAGGAAGUUGAUAAUGAGUUUCAGGUCUUGAUGGUGAACAGUGCUAGGACUAAGAAUGUGAUUGAGGCCACCAACAUACCACAUCUGUUUGAGAAGUUAGACAAUCUACAGAAAAGGUUGGCUUUGUGUGAACAAGCCCUUGCGGAUUACCUGGAGGCAAAAAGAAUAGCUUUUCCACGCUUUUACUUUAUUUCAUCUGCCAACUUGUUAGACAUCCUCUCUAAAGGGAGUCAUCCCAGAGGGGUUAUUGUCCAUCUAUCGAAGCUUUUUGACAGUAUGUCAGAUCUUGAGUUUGCCCAAACAGAACAGAUGCUUAACCCCAAGCAGGCAGUGGGCAUGUACAGCAAAGAAAGAGAAUAUGUUCCAUUCACAACUGAGUGCUGGUGUUAUGGACCGGUGGAGACUUGGCUUGUUUCUCUAGAAGAGUCCAUGAAAAAAAGUGUCAGGGAUCAGCUGUUUAAUGCGGUGUCGGUGUAUGAGGACAGACAAAGAGAACAAUGGAUUCUUGACUUCCCCGCCCAAGUUGCACUUACUGGUUCACAAAUCUGGUGGAGUAAUGACAUGGAGCUUGUUUUCAGAAAACUCGAAGAAGGAUUUUCUUUUGCACUGAAAGACUACAACAAGAAACAGAUUUCCCAACUAAACUUGCUGAUUGGCAUGCUGCUGGGAGACUUGAGUCCAGGUGACAGACAGAAGAUCACCACUGUCUGUACUAUUGAUGUUCACGCCAGAGACAUUGUCGCCAGCCUCAUUGCUCAAAAGGUCACCACCUCACAAGCAUUUCAGUGGCUUUCUCAGCUUCGGCAUCGCUGGGAUGAACAAGAGCACCAUUGCUAUGUUAACAUCUGUGAUGCUCAGUUCCUGUACUCAUAUGAGUAUCUUGGAAAUACACCACGUCUUGUCAUCACUCCUCUCACAGACCGGUGCUACAUUACCUUGACUCAGUCCCUCCAUCUGAACAUGAGUGGCGCCCCAGCUGGCCCUGCUGGAACUGGAAAGACUGAGACAACAAAGGAUCUUGGCAGAGCCAUGGGUGUUAUGGUGUACAUAUUCAACUGCUCCGAGCAGAUGGAUUACAAGUCUAUUGGAAACAUCUACAAGGGUCUGGCUCAGAGUGGGGCAUGGGGCUGCUUUGAUGAGUUCAACCGAAUCUCUGUAGAUGUUCUGUCAGUUGUGGCAGUUCAGGUAAAAACCAUUCAGGAUGCCAUUCGUUCAAAAAAGGAAAGGUUCCUUUUCCUUGACCAGCAUAUUACCCUAAAGCCCUCAGUUGGAAUUUUCAUCACCAUGAACCCUGGUUAUGCAGGCCGAGCAGAGCUGCCCGAGAAUCUCAAGGCUCUUUUCAGGCCCUGUGCCAUGGUAGUGCCUGACACACAGCUCAUCUGUGAGAUUAUGUUAGUGGCAGAAGGAUUCUGUGCUGCAAAGCUUUUAGCCCGGAAGUUCACUUCUUUGUAUAAUUUCUGCAAAGAACUGCUCUCCAAACAGCACCAUUAUGAUUGGGGUUUACGUGCUGUUAAAUCUGUUCUGGUUCUGGCGGGUGCUCUGAGAAGAAGUGAUAAGAAAAGACCUGAAGAACAGGUACUGAUGCAUGCAUUGCGGGACUUCAACAUGGCCAAAAUUGUGACUGAGGAUUUGCCCAUCUUCUUGGGACUGCUUGGAGACUUGUUCCCAGGCCUGGAGGUGGAAAGAAAGAGAGACUCUGAGUUUGAAAAGGCAAGCCGACAAUCUGCCCUGGAGCUUGGCCUGCAACCCGAGGACACGUUUAUCUUGAAGGUGAUGCAACUGGAGGAACUCAUGGCGGUGCGUCACUCUGUCUUUGUUGUUGGAAAUGCAGGAACAGGGAAAAGCCAGAUCUUGAGAGUUCUUUAUAAGACCUACGUAAAUCUGGGGAGAAACCCAGUUUGGAACGACCUCAAUCCAAAGGCGGUAAACAGAGAUGAACUGUUUGGUUUCAUCCAUCAUGCAACCCGCGAGUGGAAAGAUGGUUUGCUCUCAUCUCUGAUGCGAGAGCAGGCAAACAUCUCCCACCUUGGGCCUAAGUGGAUUGUGCUGGAUGGAGACAUUGAUCCGUUGUGGAUUGAAUCACUCAACACGGUGAUGGAUGAUAACAAGGUACUGACUCUAGCAAACAAUGAACGUGUGUCACUUACCCCGUCCAUGAGACUGGUGUUUGAAAUUAGUCACCUACAGAUGGCCACUCCUGCCACUGUAUCAAGAGCAGGAAUUCUAUACGUUAACCAACAGGAUCUUGGCUGGAAUGCUUACUUUGCCAGUUGGAUUGAACAAAGAGAGCAACAGUCUGAAAGAGCUCACCUUAUCGUUCUGUUUGAGAAAUAUGUUCCACGUUGUGUGGAACAAAUGAAGACAUCUUUCAAGACAGCAACUCCAGUUCCAGAGAUCUCUUUAGUGCAGACGCUCUGUACUUUGCUCGACUGCCUUUUAAAACAAGAAAACAGUUCGUCUGAGUCCACCCGUGAGACCUACGAGAACUAUUUCACAUUUGCCUGCAUCUGGGCUUUUGGAGGAGCCCUCGGCCAGGAUCAGCUCCAUGACUAUCGGGCAGAAUUCAGUCAGUGGUGGACUAAAGAAAUGAAGACCGUGAAGCUACCAGCUCAUGGGACCGUUUUUGACUACUACCUUGAUCAUCAAAGCAAGCGUUUUCUUCCCUGGAGUGACACUGUGCCACAGUUUCAGUUGGAAACAUGCACAACACUACAAGCUGUUCUGGUACACACUGCAGAAACGGCGAGUUUGUGGUACUUCAUAGACUUGUUGCUAGAGAGGAGGCAGCCAGUGAUGCUUGUUGGGAAUGCAGGAGUGGGAAAAACGGUCCUUGUCAGGAAUAUGUUAGCCUCUCUGCCAGAGAGCUAUACUACCUCAAACAUACCUCUCAACUACUACACUACCUCUUUGAUGCUGCAAGAGAUUCUUGAGAAAUCUUUGGAAAAAAGAGCAGGUAGAAGCUACUCACCUGCUGGGAACAAGCGGCUCGUCUACUUUAUUGAUGACCUGAACAUACCAGCUGUUGACAACUAUGGAACAAUCCAGCCUCAUGCACUCAUACGCCAACAUUUGGAUUAUGGACACUGGUAUGACAGACAAAAACAAACCCUUAAAGAAAUACAAAACACCCAAUAUGUGGCCUGUAUGAAUCCAGCUGCUGGGAGCUUUGUUAUCAACCCUCGGUUACAGAGACAUUUCUCAGUGUUUGCUGUGAACUUCCCUUCCCCUGAGGCUCAGAAGUCAAUUUUUGGGCAGAUUAUAUCUUGCCAUCUCAAACAGCAGGUCUUCAGUGAGCAGGUUCAGAGAAGCACCUCAGCUGUGGUCAAAGCUGCUGUCGCUUUUCAUCACAAGAUGACUCAAACUUUUUUGCCAACGGCCAUCAAAUUUCACUACACAUUUAAUCUGCGGGACAUGUCUAACGUGUUUCAGGGCGUGCUUUUGACUGGGCCUGAGACUUUGAAAGAAAGUAAUGAUCUGGCAAUGCUGUGGCUCCAUGAGACAAACAGGGUGUAUUCAGAUCGACUGGUAGAUGCCAAGGACCUCCAGCUUUUCCUUAAGCUCCAAACUGAGACUGUGCAUGAGUGCUUUAAGGAACUUGAGGUCACAGAGGUGAAAAAACAGCCCCUCCUCUAUUGUCACUUUACCCACAUGGGUGAGAAACCCUCCUACACCCCAGUAACGGACUGGUCCAAACUCAGGACCAUACUAACUGAUGCUUUGGAAAGCUACAAUGACCUCCAUCCAGAAAUGAAUUUAGUUUUGUUUGAAGAUGCUAUUCACCAUGUCUGUCGCAUCAGUCGUAUCCUGGAGCUCCCAAGAGCGCACGGCUUGCUCAUUGGGGUUGGGGGCAGUGGGAAGCAGAGCCUGACUCGUCUGGCUGCCUACAUGUCAUCAGUGGAAGUUUUUCAAAUCAGUCUGAGUCAAGGUUAUAGUGUGCAGGACUUUAAGAUGGAUCUGGCAGGGUUGUUUCUGAAGAUUGGAGUAAAAAAUCAGCGCAUUACUUUGCUUUUGACUGAUGCACAGAUUCCUGAUGAGCAGAUCCUGGUCUGGAUUAAUCUCCUCUUGGCAUCAGGAGAAAUUUUAGAGCUCUUCAGUGAUGAAGAGGUUGAGAGUAUUGUAUCUGGCGUAAAAGCUGAAGUACGAGGCCUCGGACUCCUGGAUACCAAAGAAAACUGUUGGAGAUUCUUUACAGACCGAGUGCAACAACAGUUCACGGUCAUUCUGUGCUUCUCUCCUCUGGGUAGUGCCCUGCGGGUUAGGGCCCGUCAGUUACCUGCCCUUUUUAGCUGCACAACCAUUGACUGGUUCCAUCCUUGGACAAAUGAAGCUCUGCAGUCAGUCAGCCACAGAUUCAUUCAAGACAUUGAAGGCAUUGAGCCUGCCGCCCAGGAAUCCAUCAGUCUUUUCAUGGCCUACGUUCACACCAGUGUCAACCAGGCAAGUGAAAAAUACCUGCUGAAUGAGAAGAGGUACAAUUACACUACCCCCAAGAGUUUUCUCCAGCAAAUCAGCCUGUACAGGAACCUUCUGGAGAAGAGUCGGUCUCAGCUUCAGCACAAGAUGAACCGGCUUGAGAAUGGCCUGCAGAAGCUCCACACCACAGCUGCUCAGGUUGAAGAUCUAAAAUGCAAGUUGGCAUCACAAGAAGCUGAGCUAUCGUUCAAAAACCAGAAUAUUGAAGAUUUGAUAACAAGGAUUGGACUACAAACUGAAAAAGUUAGAAAGAAAAAGGAAGCUGCAGAUGUGGAAGCACAGAAGGUUGCUGUCAUGCAGGCAGAAAUUGCUGCAAAGCAGAAAGAGUGUGAAAGUGACCUAGUCAAAGCUGAGCCAUCACUGACAGCUGCAUUAGCAGCCCUGGACACUUUAAACAAGGUGAAUCUUACCGAGCUGAAAGCCUUUCCAAAUCCCCCAGACGCAGUUCGAAAUGUCGCAGCUGCUGUAAUGGUUCUGCUGUCCCCCCGUGGUCGUGUGCCUAAGGAUCGGAGUUGGAGGGCGGCACGGGCCUUCAUGGGCAAGGUGGAUGAUUUCUUGCAGGCCCUUGUGUCAUAUGACAAAGAACAUAUCCCAGAUUCUUGUCUAGCUGUGGUGAAACAAGACUAUCUGAGAAAUCCAGACUUCCAACCUGAUCUCGUCUAUACCAAAUCAUCGGCUGCAGCUGGUCUUUGUGCAUGGACGAUUAAUAUUGUCAGAUACUACGAGGUUUAUUGUGAAGUUAUCCCAAAGCGAGAUGCAUUGUCCCGAGCUAAUGUAGAACUGGAAAUGGCAACAGGCAAAUUGACGGCAGUUCAAAAGAACCUAGCAGAUCUCGAUGCCAGCCUCCAGAACUUAACAACUCACUUUGAAAGAGCUACGGCUGAGAAACUUGGCUGUCAGAAGGAGGUGACACAAACCACCCAGACCAUCCAGCUGGCCAACCAACUAGUUAAAGGCUUAAUGUCAGAAAAGGAGCGCUGGGGCAAAGAAAUGAUCAGCUACGAAAAGCAACAGAAAAGUCUGUGUGUAGAUGUCCUUCUCACCUCAGCAUUCGUCUCAUACCUGGGUUACUUUAACAGCCAGUUUCGAGGGGAGCUUUUCAACAAUGCAUGGAUUCCCUUCCUUCAGUCUCAGAAGGUCUUUGCACCCCUCACAGAUGGCCUGGAUCCAAUCCGUUUGCUUACUGAUGAUGCCACGGUGGCAGCCUGGCAAAACCAGGGUCUGCCAAAUGAUAGGAUGUCUACUGAAAAUGCUGCCAUCUUGACCAUCAGCGAGCGUUGGCCACUCAUCAUCGACCCACAGCAGCAGGCCCUCAAGUGGAUCCGAAACUGGUUUGGGUCAAAGCUGAGGGUGGUGCAGCUCAGACAGAAAAGAUAUCUAGAUGUUAUUCAACAAGCUCUCGUCUGUGGUGAAAUAGUCCUGAUAGAAAACCUGCCGGAAAAGGUCGAUCCGGUCCUGGAGCCUCUGCUGGGCAGAAAAACGAUCAAAAGAGGAAGAUAUAUCCGUGUUGGGGAAAAGGAGUGUGAAUAUAACAGUAGCUUUCGGCUUGUUCUUCACACCAAACUUGCCAACCCACACUUCCCCCCUGAGCUGCAGGCUCAAACCACCCUCAUAAACUUCACAGUGACUCCUGUGGGCCUGGAGGAGCAGCUUUUAGGACAGGUGGUGUUCUACGAGAGACCUGAACUUGAGGCCUCUAAGAUGCAGCUGACAAAGCAACAGAACGACUUCAAAAUUGAGCUCAAAAGGUGUGAAGAUGACCUCCUAAGUCGCCUUUCUGCAGCUCAAGGUAAUUUUCUGGGAGAUAUUUCUCUUGUGGAGCAGCUUGAAAACACCAAGAGCAUGGCUGCUUGCAUUCAGUCCAAGGUGUUGGAGGCCAUAGAGAACGAGACAAAGAUCAACGAGGCUCGGGAGCUCUACCGCCCAGCAGCUGAAAGAGCGUCACUCCUCUUCUUCAUCAUCAACGACCUCAGCAAGAUUAACCCCAUUUACCAGUUUUCACUCAAGGCUUUUUAUUCGAUGUUUAACAAAGCAAUGGAACAUGCCAAACGGGAUGAGGAUGUGCGCACCACGGUGCACACGCUCACUGAAGCCAUCACCUAUUCAGUAUUUCUGUACACCAGCCAAGGCCUGUUUGAGAGAGACAAGUUAACCUUCUUGUCACACAUUGUCUUCCAGAUUCUGCUGAAACAAGGCCUGAUUGAUCUGCAGGAGUUUUACUUUUUACUGCACUUCCCAGUGGAAGCUGGUAAAUUCAGCUCAGUGUCUUUCCUCUCUCCACAAGCCUGGGAAGCCAUCAAGGGCAUAUCUAGUAUGGACUGCUUCAGUGGACUCGACAGAGACAUUGAAAGCUCACCGAAGCCCUGGAGAAAGAUCGUGGAGUCCAGUUAUCCAGAAAAUGAAAGACUUCCACAGGACUGGAAGAACAAGAGCUCCUUUCAAAAGCUGAUUAUCCUUAGAGCUCUGCGCCCGGACCGGAUGACAUACGCGUUACAGAAGUUUGUGGCAGAAAACAUGGGAAGCGAAUACGUAAAUACUCCACGCUUGGAUUUUGAAAAGUUGUAUGAGGAUUGUGGACCCUCAACCCCUGUGUUCUUCAUCCUCUCUCCUGGAGUGGAUCCACUGAGAGAUGUGGAAAAACAAGGUUUGAAGCUGGGAUUUUCCACGGACAAGGGCACUUUACACAAUGUUUCUCUGGGACAGGGGCAGGAAACAGUGGCUGAGAAGCUUCUCAGGAAUGCAUCUCAACAGGGACACUGGGUCAUUUUGCAGAAUGUUCACCUCGUGGCUCACUGGCUGCCAUCUCUAGAUGCUCUUCUGGAGACAACGGCAGAAAACUGUCAUCCCAGCUACAGGGUUUUCCUCACCGGGGAGCCGGCCCCGAGGCCUGAGCAGCAUGUAAUCCCCAGAGGCAUGCUGGAGAGUGCCAUAAAAAUCACAAAUGAACCACCCACAGGCAUGAGUGCCAGUUUGCAUGCAGCUCUUAGCAACUUCAGUCAGGAGACGCUGGAUGUUUGCACAAGGGAGCGAGAGUUCAACUCCCUCUUUUUCUCCCUUUGCUUCUUUCAUUCCUGUGUAACAGAGCGGCAAAAAUUUGGCCCACAGGGAUGGAAUCACAACUACCCCUUCAGCAAAGGAGACCUCAUCAUCUCAACCACUGUGCUUUUCAACUACUUAGAGGCCAACACCAAAUCUGUGCAGGUACCUUGGGAGGACUUGUGCUACCUUUUUGGAGAGAUCAUGUAUGGAGGUCACAUCACUGAUGAAUGGGACAGAAGACUCUGCAUGACCUAUCUGCAACAAUUCAUGCAUCCAAAAAUGUUUGAAUCCGGCAUCUAUCUGUGUCCAGGAUUUCCAGCUCCUUCAUUUUUGGACUACAGUGGUUACCACAGUUAUAUUGAUGAACAUCUCCCCACUGAGAGCCCAAUAUUGUACGGCCUCCAUCCUAACGCAGAGCUGGGGUGUCUUACUGUGACCUCAGACAACCUCUUCAGGGCUCUGCUGGAGCUGCAGCCACAUGGCUCUGCCAGGGAGGAGGGAGUGUUUGAGAGCACUGAAGAGAAGGUUAUGACUGUAAUUCAAGACAUUCUGAAGAAGCUUCCUGAGGAUUAUAACAUGGAAAAGAUGUUGAUGGAGAGAACAGAGAGAAGCCCCUACACUGUCGUGUGCCUUCAGGAGUGUGAACGCAUGAACCUUCUUCUGGCAGAAAUACGGAGGUCCCUCACUGAUCUGGAAUUGGGUUUAAAGGGAGAACUUUCCUUUUCCUCCAGUAUGGAGACACUCCAGUUUGAACUUUUCAAUAACUUUGUGCCACAGUCUUGGACCAGACUUGCUUAUCCAUCAACUAAGACACUGGCCCAAUGGAUGAGUGAUGUCAUGUUGAGCUGUCAGGAGCUGGACAGCUGGACUCAUGACUUCACACUCCCUGCUGUGGUCUGGCUCCCUGGACUUUUCAGCCCACAGUCCUUCCUCACUGCUGUGCUCCAGAGUAUAGCUCGGAAGAACCAGUGGCCCCUGGACAAGAUGACUCUGACUGUGGAUGUAACAAAGAAACUGAGAGAUGACUUUGGACAUCCUCCCAGGGAGGGUUCCUACAUCCAUGGACUCUUCAUGGAAGGGGCCCGUUGGGACUCUGAGGCCGGUUCCAUUUCUGAAGCAGUUUUAAGAGAUCUAACACCAGCUAUGCCAGUGCUGUACGUUAGAGCAGUGCCAUCAGAGGAGCUGGAUCUGAGGAACACCUUUAGGUGUCCAGUGUACCGCACUAAACAGCGAGGGUCCUCCUACGUGUCGGCCUUCCACCUCCGCACCAAACAGCCUGCAGCCAAGUGGGUUGUAGCUGGAGUUGCACUGCUGUUAAUCGUGUGAGAUCUAAGCACAGAUGUGAACAGACUCUUUACUAGUAGCUAUUGAGAACUUAUUAUGCUGUAUUUUAGGAUUUAAAAAACAUAGCUUUAGUUUAGUUUAAAUAGAGGUACUAACUGCCAUAGUAAGCUAGUUGGUCAAAUAAUUUUUUAUCUUCUUGUGACAGCCUUGUCAUUGGAUCAUGUUAUGACACCGUCAUAUGCCUCAACCAGCGUUGAACCUGUAGUAUUUGUGUCCAACGCCGCUGCAGCUCUCCCUUGAGUGUGGCCGUGAUUUGUUGGAAGCUUAUGUCUCCAUUUUGGACCAUGUAAUUCCAGAUAGGGAGCAUAUUUUAUUGGAAGGUCAGGAUUAAAAAGGCUCUCUGCUCGCCCUCUGCUAACUGAAUGAUACACAAUGCUGUCUGGAGGGAUCCUGGAGCAAAUUCCCAGGAGAUGAUGUGCAUGGUUACUAUUGACUUUUAAAUGAGGUGCAUUUGACAUUGACCUUUUGUGCAGCUGAGGCAGAAUACUAACAGACUAGUGUAAUUCAUUCAGCCGAGCCUUUAGGAAAACAUCUAUUCGAAGAUAGUGAUAGCUUUGUGUGAGAAAGCAACACGUUAGAUAACCCAUCCUCUAUGUCUCCUUUCUGUUCUUAAUCCAAAUUUAAAUGCGCUCAAGACAAAAAUCUAUCUGGUAAAAAAAAUCUAAAAUGCUAUUUUUUCAAACACUUUUUGCUAGGUUGUUCCUUAUUUCUGUUACAAAUACAUAUUAAAAACUAGAAAAAUAAAAA
This is a messenger RNA of Oryzias latipes (Japanese medaka), 13413 nucleotides long. Its product is annotated as dynein axonemal heavy chain 11. Gene Ontology annotation, cellular component: dynein complex. Lineage: Eukaryota; Metazoa; Chordata; Actinopteri; Beloniformes; Adrianichthyidae. The record is from RefSeq and is a predicted model, not a curated record. Gene Ontology annotation, molecular function: dynein light intermediate chain binding; dynein intermediate chain binding; ATP binding. Gene Ontology annotation, biological process: microtubule-based movement.